CUCACAGAUCUUUUUUCUCAGAAGAUACGGGUUUAGAAGAAACCAUAAGAGAGCCGAUGGCUUGGAGAAGCCACAAGCGUUUCUCCCUCCCUCCAAUAAAGAGCACAGGGACCCUUGGUUAUGUCCCUAAAUCGACACCAGCGACGAUUUGCCCAGAUACGUCGCCCCCUGCAUAUUUGGGAAACAGAAUGUAUGUGACUGGUUCAGCCAGUCACAUCUACCAGGAUGAUUCGAGCUAUGACGGCAAAUCAUUGGUCUGUGACACUUCAACCAGCAAGGCCUUCUGGAACGAUGGACAAGGCAGCUCAACUUCCAGCAGUUUCGGGUCUCAACCAGUGUUCAGUGAAUAUGUGAACAGAAAAAUAGAGCAAAGACGCCAAGAUGUGGCUGAACUUAGUUUGUUAAAACGGAUAGAAAGGGCAGAGGAUCUCGAUCGACAUGCGAAGGAGAUCCUACCAAAGUCUGGGUCAAUGGAGUGGUUACAGGACACCGACCUAAACAUGCUCGUUUAUGAAAUGGAGGAUCUGGAAUGGCGUGUGUUUGAGGUAGUUUACAUCAUUAAACCAGACUACAAGGACUACGCCAUGCUGAUCCCAGAGACAGAUAGAUCUGUUCUUGAUAACAGCUACAAACUGCUGCGACGGUUAACCAAGAUAGACGGAUACUCCCAGCUCAACGUGAGGCCAAUCACAGACUUGCCGCGUCCAUGUUACCUUCCUAGACCCAUCAAAGGCCAUUUGGGGGAGCCUCCAGCGCCUAAACCCAGCUGUGCUGGAAGCUUCAAAAAAUCAAGCAUACCACUGCCAUUUGCGAAAGGAAACGUCAUGGAGAGAUUAAAUAUUCCCCCAGAGAUUCACAAUUUGAUCAGAAGAUUACACAAAGCUUACGCUAAAUUGUGCACAAUGGUUGAUCAGUGGUUUAGCCCAGGCACAGUCGAGGAGUAUGUCAAGCGAGCAAAAGCAAAAGGUGCUCGCACCCAUCCGACCGCCAAGGAGGCUGUACCCCAAACUACAGGCAUGGAGACUGCUACCCCAAUGUCAAGCGAUGAGUCUUGCCCUAAGCCAGUGCCCAGAAGAAUAAGAGUUCCCCUGUCAUCUUUUCGACCCAGACUUAUACAUAACAAUCGCUACAACAAAGUUGUCUCAAGUGGCUAUGGGGGAUCUAAGAAGAAAGAAAAAACAGCCACAGAGGAUCCCAAAAAAUACGCAAAGGAGAUCCUACCAAAGCCCGAGUCGCUGGGCUGGUUACAUGACAUGGACCUAAACAUGCUGGCUUAUGAAAUGGAGGACCUGGAAUGGCGUGUGUUUGAGGUAAUAUACGUCAUUAAACCAGACUACAAGGAUUAUUCCAUGCUGAUUCCAGAGACGGAUAGACCAGUCCUUGAUGAUGGCUACAACCUGCUUCAACGGCUAGCGAAGAUAGACGGAUACUCCGAGCUCAACGUGAGACCAAUUAUAGACUUACCCCAUCCGUGUUACCUUCCUAGGCCCAUCAGAGGGCAUAUGUGGCAGAAUCCUGCGUCUAAACCCUACGGUGGAGGCUUCAAACAAUCUCGCAUACCAUUGCCUUAUCAGUUUGCAAAAGUUAAUGUCACAGGAUCACAGAGAUCAGAUAUUUCUCCAGAGAUUCACGAUUUGAUCAGAAGAUUGCACAAAGCAUAUGGCAGGUUAUGCACAAUGGUUGAUCAGUGGUUUAGCCCAGGCACAGUCAAGGAGAAUGUCAUCCAAGCGACAGCCAAGGGAAGCCCAAACCAUCCGACAGUCAAGGAGACUGUCGCCCAAGCAACAGCAAAGGAGAAUGUAACCCAAGUGCCCCCCAAGGAGACUGUCACCCAAGCCACAGCCAAGAAGAGUGUCACGCAAGCGACAGCCAAUGAGACUUGCCCCCAGCCAGUGCCCAGAAGGAUAAGAGUUCCUCUGCCGUCCCCUCGACCAAGGCUUAUACAUAACAACCGCUACAAGAAAAUUGCCUCCAGUGGUUAUGGGAGAUGUAAGACAAAACCAAAACCAACAUGUACCAUGCAGACAAGCCGAUCGUUUGUGUCCACCAGAAACAAUAUAGCACCAUCUCUUAGAGGACAAACAUGUCAAACCCUGCAGAAAGAUCCUACACCAACACCCAAAGUUAAUAUCAGGACCAUGGCCAGACUCAAUGGGUCCAGACUCCCAAUUCCUGUCAAGCUAUCCGCGUCUAGCCUACCCACGACAUCCUCCACAUCAUCGGAAGCUGCUACUGCAUCAGAGGAUACUUCUUCCACAACUACCGUUGCGUCGAAGGAUGCUUCAUCGGCACCUACCACAGACAUCAGGACCAUGGCUAGGCUAAAUGGAUCAAAACUGCCACUUCCCAUAAAGUCAGUACAGAGUACAUCUCAACUGGUGUCUAUAAGGCAGCGCACAUCUUCUAUGUCAACAAACGUCAGACAUCCGGCUCAAGUGACAAAUCGUCCUCAAAAGCCUAUCCGACGAGUCAACCUGCGUUCCAACCUGUACAAUGACAUUCCCUCUACCGGCUAUGGAAAAUCUAAACCUGGAGUGAAGACGCAGUUUUAUGCAGCCAGAAGCUGUUUCUCUUUCUCCACCAAUAUCAGCCAAAGACCAGUUCAGCCCAAAACUGGAAUUCGAAAAACAAAGCAACAAGACAGUUUGAAGCCACCUAAACCCGACAUCAGAAUGCUAGCUAGACAGAACGGAUCGAAAAUCCCGCUUCCCGUAAAGCUGCUCCUAAGCGAAUCACCGACUCAACCUAAACCAGCAAUUAAACCAAAACCACCGUUUCAUCCUGAACCAGCAGCUAAACCAAAGCCAGUCGUUCAGCCAACACCCGUUCUGCCAAAAUCACCAAUUCAGCCCAAACCACCGAUUCUACCAAAACUACCGCUUCAGCUAAAAUCACCGGUUCAGCCAAAAUCAACGAUUCAGCCAAAAUCUACCGUUCAGUCGGAACCAUCGGUUCAGCCAAAAGCACCUGUUCUGCCAAAGCAUCCCGUUCAGCAAACAUCUCCCAUACAAGCAGAACCACCGGUUCAGCCAAAACAACCGGUUCAGUCAAAACAACCGGUUCAGCCGAAAUCGCCGGUUCAGGCAAAAUCACCCACCCAGCUCUUACUAUGCCCGAAACCACCAACUACUCCGCCCUCUCAAGACGGCAGACGGCGAAUCCGUGUAGUGACUCCGUCCUUGGACCCCGACAAGCCUUGUCCUAUUAAACCAGCCAGGGGAAUUCUCAAGACAUUGUGUGAGCGGAUGGACUUUCGAGAAAUGGACGCAAUGUUUGAAGCUAACAACCAUCCAAACGACUACCCGCCAUUGUGCCAAAAUCUUGAUCGCUUCUUCUAUCGUCAAAUGGCGCCUCGAAGGCUCGUCCCCAUGGGCCUUGAGAGCUGGACUGCUCUAAACAGAAGGAAAGUCCAGUUUGACCCAGAGUCAAAUGACCAAUUUGAUGGAGAGUCAGCAAGCAAAUAUGAACCAGACCUAGAAGGCGAAGAGUUUCUCGAGUUAGAAAGGCAAUGCAGUGCAGAGUUUGAAAACCCAGACGAGAUUGACAGAGAAAGCUAGAAAUUGGACUGCUUUGAACAAUUUGGGAUGUUUGAUGGAUCAGUUACCUUUUCUCAUCUGGAUUAAUUCGACCUUUGUUUUACAACAUACAUGUAACAUUCUGAUUGGCUACAGAACCUCUCAAAAAAGAGAUAUGAGUUUGCUGAAAUAUGUUUACCAAGGAUAUUUGGCAGACUUUGAUGUGAUACAAGUUGCUUCAUUUCUAAAGUCGACGAUAGUGUCCGAAUCCAACAAGAAGAGAAACAAGAUAUUCACGGUAAGGACAAAAAUCCAUGUAUAGAGGUGUACAAAGUGUGUGGUUUUGUUUUAUUGUAAAGUGAAAUAGAUGAUAUUUUAUAUACUGUCUAUACUUUUUGUAUGUAUCUUAAUGGUACUAUUUUAUAUAAAAUAUAAUAAUUAAAAAAUCUGUACUAUAAUAAUACCUUUUUAUUAGAUAUUUAGCAAUAUAGAAUUUAAAAUAUCUCUAACAUGCUACUGCAUGCAUUUUAAAUCAGGGUUUAACUCCCUUUGGGCUCUUCCCAAACUUUCUCUUGCCGUACUCCGUAGGCUUUCUCAGGUAUUUGCGCAUAGCAUUUGUAACAAACUAUUGCGGAUCAUCUAAAUGCUACAACAUUCAGAAACGGCAUACAGCCACCUUUUACACCAAAGUGUAUAUUUAUACACCCAAAUAUACCAAAACAUGGCUUAGUUUUGCCAUACUGUUUUUUUAGUUUUGUUUUUUUUUUCUUUUUAAUUAUUUUUUUAUACAAACACACAACAGGUGGUACAAUUAAGGAGCCAAACUUCAGGCGUUGUAACGUUUUUAAGACUCAAACUCAAGCUCUAUCACCUAGGUUACAGUACAAAUAUUUUACUACACGUUGUACGCCAACUCGUGGCACGGCUCCUACGACUCGUACAACAAUACGUGAUCAUAUAACUUGUACACCAACACGUGGUACAGAUCCCGAGUCCAUUAUACCAACACAUGUUACGGAUGCCAAGUACAUCGAUGUUGGUACGGAUUCAAUGCCUAACACACCAACACAUUAUACGGAUCCAAUGCCUAGCACACCAAAACGUGGUACGAUUCCAAUGCCUAGCACACCAACACAUUAUACGGAGUCAAUGACCAGCACACCAACACAUUAUACGGAUACAUUGCCUAGCACACCAACACUUUAUACCGAUCCAAUGAAACUCACAUACUCAGCUACGGUUACAUUGGUACGCCAACGUGUGGAACUAUUCACAUCAUCUCGCGUGACGGUGGUAUUGUUCCGACAACCAGGAGAGCCAACACCUGACGGGGAUCCACUGACUGACAUUCCAACCUGAUACGUGGCUUUUAUUCUACAACCAAAGUGAUAGAAUUCAUGUCCGAAUGGUAACACUUACUCCUGCUUUAUAUCAUUAAACUACACCAAGACUUUUUUUUCUAUUUUUCUUUCUUUAUUAUUAUUUUUCUUGUAUAAAUAUUGUUGUUUUCCAUUUUAACACAUCCAAUGUGGCCCACAACUGUUGGCCUAACCAUGCCACAAUCGCUCUCUAUCAGUGUGACUUGACAACUCGUUGUUUCACUGAACCCUGUACCGGGCAUUUGUUUGAACAUUGAUUUUUUUUUAUUGUUUUACAUCUUAUCUGUCAUUCAAUAUCGGUUUCUUGCGAUAUGCUCAAAGUCUUUAAGUGUAUUUCUUGAUUCUGUCGGCUAUAGAACGCCUUGUCUGUAAAAGGCGCGAUAUGUUGUUAUUAUAUAAGCUCCUAAAGAGCAAUGUUGAGGAAUUUAUAGACGUAUUUACAGCAAAUUCUAUUUUUUACGAAGCCUCACAGAUGGUUUCUUGAUAUAUGCAAUUUAAUAUUGUGAUAUUUGCAAUAUGCCAAUAGAAUGUACACAAUAUGCCUUUCUGAUGUAUAUCAGAAUAUGCAAUAUGACAUUAAGAUGUAUGCAAUUUUUCAAAUUG
Molecule: messenger RNA, 5497 nt
Organism: Liolophura sinensis
Lineage: Eukaryota; Metazoa; Mollusca; Polyplacophora; Chitonida; Chitonidae
Exons: 6
Coding region: 57-3557 (1166 amino acids)
Source: RefSeq, a predicted model, not a curated record